UGUGUGUGUGUGUGUGUGUGUUUGUGUAGGGCAUCGAUUACUUCAUGUCUAAAGGUAUACUAGUGGAUCAUCCAACAGAGCUGGCUAAGUUCAUCUUCUACACCAGACGGCUCCACUGGAAGAUGCUGAGGAUUUACCUGGAUGAGAGGCGGGACGUCCUGGACGAGUUGGUGACCCUCCAUAACUUUAGCAACCAGUUCCUCCCCAACGCUCUGCGGGACUUCUUCAGACACAUCCACGCACCAGAGGAGAGAGGAGAGUAUCUGGAGACCCUCAUCACCAAGUUCAGCCACAGGUUUUGUACCUGUAACCCUGUCCUUGUCCGAGAGCUGGGCCUCAGUCCUGAUGCGGUGUAUGUGCUGUGCUACAGUCUGAUCCUGCUGUCCAUCGACCUGACCAGUCCCCACGUCAAAAACAAAAUGUCCAAGAGGGAGUUUAUCAGGAACACUCGCCGAGCGGCACAUAACGUCUCGGAUGACUUUGUAGGCCACCUCUACGACAACAUAUACCUGAUUGGCCAUGUGGCCGUGUAGUUCCACCUACCAGAUGUCCCAGAGAUCCUCACACUGCACUGAAGAAUAGGAACCGGUGAUUGGGUUGCUAUACAUGAAAGUAUGGAACACUGUGGAAAUGGAUUUUAACAAUUUUCACAACAACCAAUAAAUCUUACGAUAAAGGCUAGAAAAACGAAUGAAAUUCACCACUGUACUGUGAGAGAGACUGUGCUUAUUUGAUUUUAAUCAAAGGUGUGAAACAUCUGAAAUGUCUUUCAAACCGUGUCACUGCAAAGGAGGUUUUUGAAGUGGAACAAUGAAGACGAGCUCUGAUACUGCACUAACGGAUGGCGACUACUGAUUGGUGGAGGGAGGAGGAGGAGCACAGCCCUCACAGAUCCCGGGACAAUGCUGCUGUUUUGCACUUGGACAGCAGCUUCACGUUUACCAGUGGGACAAGUGACACAGGGGACGCUAAAUCCACUCACUAAUAUCUCUAGUAGCAUUUCCAGUAACAUUAGAGCUAUUCGGCAAAUCAAAUGACCUUGAUGCAUUGUCCAGUGGUAACAACCACAAUGUCAAGAUGUGUCAAGUGUCGAGAGUCAACUAGAUCUGUUUUUCUGUGGCUAAUACUAAAUGAUGUUUUUGUUUUUUUUUGCAUCUUACACACUGUCAUGCAAGAACACUGUCUUAUUCCUAUCCUUAAUCUCUCUUAUGUCUUUUGAAGUUUGCUUGUAUGUGUUCCAAUUCACCAAACUGCACAAAGACUUUAAACUUUGGACUUUCUCGUCCCCAAGGGUAAAUUUCUCUCCACAGCACGUUAGACAAUAGUACAUACAACAACUCAACAGUACCAACUUACAAUGUCAGACAACAGGACACACUCAGGUCUAUUCAGCGAGGCCUGUUGUUUAUUGCAUGGCUGCAGGGAUCAGGCUUUACCCAAAGCGAGUCCAUCUACACCUCAGUGCUCUGUACCUGCACCCAGAGGCAAGGAGGGUGAGCUGGUGAUUGAGUAGGUGUGUGAUUUCCUGCUCUGUUGAGGUUAGAAUGCUAGCAAUGCUUAUUGUUAAGCUCUGCAAGGUUGGGUGUUGGUAGACCAAUUAUCCUGGCAGCGGCGCUGGUUAUGUGUACGAGUUCAUUUUAGUCUAUUUAAUUUCGGUCUCAUUAAAACUCCAAAUGCAUUCAGAUUAAGAAAUCUAUGAUUAAUAAGUCAGACGAGCGCUUUCUUCCGCUGGGGAGAAAGUUAUCUGUACAUGACUCAAACCACGGGUCCACUCCUGAAUUUUAAAGAGAAAAUUCCAAGUAUGACAAAUGUGAAAUUAUUGAACAUACAUGUAAAUCCUAAAAACUGCAUUCGUUAAAAUGGAUGGUUUCAUAAUAGUUCUGAUUGUCGCACAUGUAGGUAAAAGCAAAGUGUCAUGCAGUAUUUUCAGUGUUGUAGGAACCAACUAGCUAAUAUUUCGUGUGAGCUUUUGUCCAGAUUAUGAUUGAAAUUGAAUGUAUUAAAGUGGUUACUCACACAUUACAUUAGGGGAAUUUGUAAUCACAAUGCUUUGCUUUUGGAGGUGACAUGCUUCAUGUGCAGCAGAUAGAGUACAGAAGCUGCUCUGUUACGCUGCUUUAUGAGGAUGCUAGGUACUGUAGUAUUUGGGAAGUCAGGGGUUCGUGAUGGACCUGGCUCUAAUUCUGGCUUCAUCAUCAAGGAAAUGGCUGAAGUCAAGUGGAGAGAAAGACGAUGUUAAGUGAAGUAAAUCAUUCUGACUCUUGAAUUGUCACAGAAGGACAACACUACGGGCUGAAGCCUGUGCAGUAAAUUGUAUGAGGUUCAUGAAGUUCUUGUGUGUUCAGAAUAAUCCUGCUAGAACUUCAUAUUUUUGCACAAUGCACACAUUCCACAGCGAUGAAGUUAUUGCUGCCAUGGUAUAAUGGCACAAUCCAUCAAUUUACAUUAGACAUGUAGUUUUAUAAUGACUGUAAAACACCACAACCACUGCAGCUGUCAAAAGAGGUGUGAGUCUUCCAGAAAGGACAAAUGAAAAAAGAGAAAAUACUCUUAUUUAUCACUAUAAUUAGUAGCGUGGUAAAGUAAUGGGCACAUAUACUGUAUAUGUGUAAUGUGAAAUGAUGGAUUACAUUUGUCAGUGCAGGAAUAUGUGUGUUGUUUUCCAUGGAUUUCUUUGAAAUAGUGGAAGCUGGAGCCUAUAGAGGUGAGAAGAUGUGGCGUCUGAUGCUACAGUGGUAUUCGUGUGUGAAAGCCAAUCUGGAGAAAUGGAAGUGUACAAAAUACUUUGAUCAAGACGUAUUGAUGAUACAAUGAUGACAUUUUCAUAAAAAUGAAAUCAGUUCAACAGUGGUGCCCAUCAGACCUCAAUGCAGCAUAAUAGUCACUCUGUGCCAGUGGCUUCAAGUCCCAGCAGCUAGCAUGUAGCCGCAACAGUGAGGUGUCACUGAAUGUAACCAUAGGAACCAACAGAAUGACAACAUGAAGCAGUUUUUUAAAUCCCAAACUAGAAAGCUAGUUGCAAUACCAACCAACAUUUAUUCAUUUUUUGAUUUGUUUUCUCGGUAAAUUCUGUAUAAUAAGAGCCUCUUCAUUGGAUUGUAAAUCUGACUGUGGCUAACCUCACAACAUUAAUAGUGUUGAUGAUUCUUUGUUGCUGAUUUAUCUCUGAUUUAGAGCUAUAACCUCAUUGUUUUCUUUAAAUUAUGAAGGAAAUGCACUUCCUGAUGUGUGUGUUUUUCUUUUCUUUGUUGUUACCAGAAGACUUUAUGACUGACAAAAUGUACUGAGAAAUUGUUCCAAUUAUGUGACUCAUUAAAUCUGGGUUUGAUUUUA
Molecule: messenger RNA, 3333 nt
Organism: Anarrhichthys ocellatus (wolf-eel)
Lineage: Eukaryota; Metazoa; Chordata; Actinopteri; Perciformes; Anarhichadidae
Product: F-box only protein 8-like
Exons: 3
Coding region: 45-533 (162 amino acids)
Biological process (GO): regulation of ARF protein signal transduction
Molecular function (GO): guanyl-nucleotide exchange factor activity
Source: RefSeq, a predicted model, not a curated record